AUGUUGCCCAACUUCCUCCAAUCGAAUUACCAGACCUACAAACAAGACACUGACUCCAUUGCCAAAUGGCUCGCGGUCAAAGCAAAGCAAUGCGGCUAUCCUGCCGACCUUCUAUCCCCAACUGUUCCGCCUACCUCUUUGCACCAACCCGCUCGUCCCUCGCAGCGACUGAAGGGAGCGGCACGCAAGAAAGCCAAAGAUGUGGCUAAAGAAGAUGCAGCGCCGUUGAAAGAUCUCCAAAUCUCAGCAGAUGCACCCAAGUACACCAUACAAGUCAAGGACUUUGUUACUUUGGCUGAAUGCAUUGCUCGAUUCACCAAGCCAGCGGUAGAAGUACCGGCGACUCUGGCCAGGGCUCUCAAUCGCGCCGUAGAGCUCCGCCAGCAACACAACACUUGGUGCCGUAGCCGGGUAGAGGCUGAGAGGUCCGUUGACAGCAACAAGAGCCAUGCCUACUUUCUCGACAUCCUCGAGCGCACACGUGAGAUACUCAAGCCUCGUAUGCCACCCGAGUUGAUAGACGACUUUCUCUCAAAGCCAUCCUCAAAUGGGAAUGGACAAGGAAAUUCAGACACACAGAUCAAUGGACAAAUCAGCAACAUGUUUGUUGGAUUAGACAUCCAAGAACCUUCUCAAACAUUCCUUGAUGCGCCUGAUGUCAAGCAGGAAACAGGUAAUAAGGCUGUUCCGGAACCUACCUAUGAAGCGGAAAAGUUGCGAAGCACAGAGGAGCAAUAUCUGGCGGCUCACUGUCUGUUCCAGGACGUGAGAAAUAUCCGCUCUUUCCUUCGCCAGCUAUGGGCAAACUACAGAGAUGGCGGCCUAAGCCUUGUUGCGGUCUCUAUAACAACGAACACCGCCAUCGAUUUUGUCCGCAGUAUGGAGCAGGAUUGCUUGCAGCGAUUUCCGGAAAAGUCCGACUACGAGAGUAUCAUGCACAUUUUUUAUAGCGUUCAGUGCUUACAUCGCGGUCACGACCCAAGCAGCAAACAACAAUCGAAUGACCUUUUCAACUUUGAGGUUUACGAUCUGGCAGAGGAGGUCAUGGUGCCCACAUACAUCGUUCUUGAAGGCCUGCAAAGAAUCAUAAGUCCUGACUCUGUCCCAAUCUAUAAGCCUGGUCACUUUGGAGCCCGUGACAUGAGAAACGAUUGGACUAAGAAAUCCGCCAGGGACAAGGUCCACGAUGAUAGCCUUGUUUUGAUGGAAGCAUUUCCUGACCUGAUGCUUAUGACCAUGAUCACUUCAAAGUCACCGUUAGCGGAGGACGAGCUCAUCCGAGGCAUCCGUCAAAUGGCCCCUGGAAGACUCAUCCCGCUGUGGCUUGUAUUCGCUGCCCAGUGCUUCCUCGAUGCUCAACACGUCCUCGGUCGAGAUGUCGCCCGUGGACAUGCAGAGCUUCAACAGACUGCCAACGCUAUCAGGGCGUCUAUCUCGCAGAAUUUCGAUUUCCAUAAAUCACUCCGUGUUGAAAACUGGCCCAGGCAGAACGACUUCCAGCUCAACGAGAGCCUCAGAGUCAUUGAAGAGUGGAUACGCCACGAUAUGGUAGCGGAUAAGAUGAAAGCAGUCAAAGCCGCAGUGACGCUGCCACCUCCGGAGCCUUUCCGACUGCUGAAACAAUACCCUCUUAUCUGCGGCCUCUUCUCGUUUGCCAUCCAAAAGACAGCACAAGAAGUGGGCAUCGCUUUCGCCAACGCCUGGGGCUCAAUCAUGUACACUGGUCACCUGUAUAAUGCUAUCCGGCAGGAGAAGUUCCUAUCGAAAGCAUGGAAAGACAUGGAGUUGCUCAUUGCAUUACAAAGUACCGAGAAGUUCUUUGUUGGUGAUCCUCCAAAAGACUUGGAGGGAUAUCUUAAGCGUUUCCUUUUGAGCGUGGCAUACUCUGCCACUGCGUUUGCCCGCAACCGUAGGAGAGGUGCUGCGAUAGCUUCUGCCAAAGGCCCGAGAGCUCUGUCUGAACUGUGCGCUGUUGGUGCGCUCUUUAAGGGGAGAUACUGUCAAAAUCAGCAUACCGUGACUUGGACGCCUGACGGUAUUAAACCGAUAAUAGAAGCAAAGAUAGAGGACGAUAGUGAGAGUGAGAAUGCGGAGAAAAAGUCCACCAAGGUCAAGACUGCUGCGUCCGGCUCGCUCAUGCGCAAACCCAAAAGCAACAGCGGAUCGAUGCCGACAACCGACUUUCUCGGAGAUCUCGCCAAUGCCCUACACGCCGAAACACUUGAAAUGAGCGUCGAUUACCUACGAAUGCACAGAUUUUGUUGGAUGCUCUUACGCAACGUCAACGACGUGUGCAAACCUCAGUUGCUCGAGAUGUUUGGUCCCGGCUAUUUGGAGAAAGAGAAUCAGCUUCCGUUCAUGGUUGGAUACAUUUUCAUGGCGGCGACCCAGACGAGUCGAGUAGCCAACUUAUUGCUACCGAGACGUGCUGGCGUUGAGGUUUCAAGCCGCCUGUUGGCGAGGGCCGCGACGGCACUUGAGGGCAUGGUUGAAAGUGGCGCCGGAGAAAUUGAGAGUAAGUUCAUUGCACAGCGCCUUGGGGUUGGGGAGAUCGACUACGGCGAGCUAGACAAUCUGGACGCGCACGACCGAACGUGA
This is a messenger RNA of Letharia columbiana, 2598 nucleotides long. RefSeq lists its product as uncharacterized. Bases 1 to 2598 code for a protein of 865 amino acids. The record is from RefSeq and is a predicted model, not a curated record. Lineage: Eukaryota; Fungi; Ascomycota; Lecanoromycetes; Lecanorales; Parmeliaceae. The transcript is spliced from 2 exons.